Messenger RNA from Sphaerulina musiva SO2202, 1776 nucleotides. RefSeq names its product Fungal_trans-domain-containing protein. The transcript is spliced from 3 exons. NCBI's taxonomy places the organism in Eukaryota, Fungi, Ascomycota, Dothideomycetes, Mycosphaerellales, Mycosphaerellaceae. Gene Ontology annotation, molecular function: DNA binding; zinc ion binding; DNA-binding transcription factor activity, RNA polymerase II-specific. The record is from RefSeq and is a predicted model, not a curated record. Bases 1 to 1776 code for a protein of 591 amino acids. Gene Ontology annotation, biological process: DNA-templated transcription. Gene Ontology annotation, cellular component: nucleus.
AUGGAGAAGCAACAGCGCAGUCCACGUUCCCCGGUCCAGGGUCGGAAGUAUAAGAGUCGAAAGGAGAGGCCUUGCGAUGCUUGUAAGCGCCGCAAAGUCUGCUGUAUUCGUGAAUCUGGCGACGAUGCCUGCUCUCUAUGUCGAAUGCAAUCGCAGAUCUGCCGAUAUGACCAAGGGCCUACGCCAAGAAGACGUCGACCAGCGGCGUCGAUGCCUACCUCCAGUGAAAGCGAAGUGACUACACCCGGUGCAAUGUUACCGCAGACGUCAGCCUCGCCAUCUGUAGAGAAUCCGGAACGGACUCGUAGCGAAUGGAUCUCCCAAUACGUUGGCCUAUCUGGCGACCAAGACCCUCUUGUCUUGAGGCAUGCGAACUUCAACAAAUCCAACUACUACAAGAAUGGAGACUGGGGUUGCUUGAGGUUACGAAGCGACGGCACGACUCCAUCGUUAUUCACUGUCGUGCCAGACAGCCAUCUGGAUGCCAGACCUCCCUACUAUCCGCCCAGCUCCCUGCUCGAUGCAGCAUAUCCAUUACAUCAUGAGCUGUUAUCGAGCUACUUCGAGGUGAUUCACACUUCAUUUCCACUGCUCGAUCCCGCACGCUUCACCAAGGGAAACAAAAUCGAUUUGCCUCUCCUCGGCACCAUGUAUAGUCUCGCGCAGCCCUUCUGCUCGGCGGCUGCAGACCUGUCUUAUGUUCCGAUUAACUCCUUCGUGUUCCAGGCACUCCCGAUCGAAGCUCGUGCACCGCGAUUGGAUACCGUGGAAGCUAGUCUUUUGUUCUUACAUAGACAUACUCAGAUUCACCGCGCACCGACUACUCCUGGUCUUGAUGCGGAGAUUGGUGCUUUGGUAGGCAUGUGUCACGACGCAGGUUUGAAUGUCGACCCUACGCACUGGGAUCUCUCUGCCAGCGACCGGAGUCGACGCAAGAGGAUCUGGUGGGCUCUCUACAUCUCCGACAAGUGGGCAGCGCUGGGGCUUGGUCGCCCAUCAUUCAUCAGCGAGGACGCCUGCAACGUGCCAUUGGUAACGCUUGCAGACAUCCCUUCUGCCACUGUGAGCAAAGAUGCCCUGCCCAAGACGAGUUCUCACAUGUUUGUUGCCAUGGCAGCUCUCACGCAGAUUCUGGCUGCGAUCUUGUCUACUUUCUACACGCUCAAAGCCGCUGAGCAGAUGACUCGCGCAACGCCGUCUGAAGCGAGCAGCAUCAAGGCUUUUUUUGAACGGCAACUUCUCGAAUAUCACACGAGAUAUCUGUCGCCAUUGGAACGUAUUGUCGACCUUUUUCUCGACCCUACUGGCACAGUCUUUCUUGCAUUCUAUACUGUGGAGAUUGUCUUGUAUCGAGCACUCCUGCGAUGCGUAUCACCAGCCGAGCCACUCUGUAUACAAAUCCGGCAUCAAUCAAAACAAGUCAUGCUCGCAAUAUCCAAACUGCUCGAGAACCUGCAAGUGACUCGACUGCGAGCGUUUUGGUGGUCACCUAUCUCACGCAUCAAUUUCGCGCUCGCUGGCGGCUUCAUGUUUUCCAUGUUGCUUUCAUCGAUCACGGACGAAGAUAUCGAGUACUGGUCAUCUGAAAUUACGAGAUACCGCCGACUGCUAGAUAUGCAAAGUAUGUCUUUUGACACAACCAAACUUGCCGCUGCUCGAAUGAGCGCUCUGGCCAAUGUUAGUGCAGGUGGACGACCGCACAGUGCAGGAAGUGGAAGUAUCGACCCCAAGCAGGCGUUCUGUCGCGACUUUGGCGCUGAGCUCAAUACACUAUGA